This is a messenger RNA of Solanum verrucosum, 1295 nucleotides long. RefSeq names its product probable receptor-like protein kinase At1g80640. The record is from RefSeq and is a predicted model, not a curated record. Lineage: Eukaryota; Viridiplantae; Streptophyta; Magnoliopsida; Solanales; Solanaceae. The transcript is spliced from 9 exons. Gene Ontology annotation, molecular function: protein kinase activity; ATP binding. Bases 43 to 1125 code for a protein of 360 amino acids. Gene Ontology annotation, biological process: protein phosphorylation.
GGAGUGGGAAUUGAGAAGUGAGAAGAAGCACACACCCACCCUAUGGAUCAAAAUAGAAGGCUGUUGAUAGCACUCAUUGUAGCUUCUACUGCAUUGGGACUAAUCAUUUUAUUCUGGAUUUAUCACACAAAAAGAUUUCACACCUCAGAUGUUGUGAAGGGGAUGUGUAAAUUAAAUUUUUCCAAGUCCAGGAAAACAUUGGUUUCUUUAAUGGACUACAACAUACUUGAAUCAGCCACCAACAAAUUUCAAGAAACUGAGAUUUUAGGUGAAGGGGGUUUCGGAUGUGUAUACAAAGCUAAAUUGGAAGACAAUUUGUAUGUAGCAGUCAAGAAACUAACCCAAAAUUCCAUUAAAGAAUUCGAGACUGAGGUAGAGUUGCUGAGUCAAAUGCAACAUCUCAAUAUUAUUUCAUUGUUGGGAUAUUGCAUCCACAGUGAAACAAGAUUGCUUGUGUAUGAACUCAUGCACAAUGGAUCACUAGAAACUCAAUUACAUGGGCCUUCCCGUGGAUCAGCAUUAACGUGGCACCGCAGAAUAAAAAUUGCCCUUGAUGCAGCAAGAGGAAUAGAGUAUUUACAUGAGCAGUGCCAUCCCCCAGUGAUCCAUAGAGAUCUGAAAUCAUCUAAUAUUCUUUUAGAUUCCAACUUCAAUGCAAAGCUGUCAGAUUUUGGUCUUGCUGUGUUGGGUGGGGCUCAAAACAAAAAUAAUAUCAAGCUUUCUGGAACUUUAGGUUAUGUAGCCCCUGAAUACAUGUUAGAUGGAAAAUUAAGUGAUAAAAGUGAUGUUUAUGCUUUUGGAGUCGUACUUUUGGAGCUGUUAUUGGGAAGAAGGCCUGUAGAAAAAGAGGAACCAACUGAAUGCCAGUCUAUAGUCACAUGGGCCAUGCCUCAGCUGACAGAUAGAUCAAAGCUUCCAAACAUUGUGGAUCCUGUCAUACAAAAUACAAUGGAUUUAAAGCAUUUGUAUCAGGUUGCUGCAGUUGCUGUGUUAUGUGUUCAGCCAGAGCCAAGCUAUCGUCCCCUAAUAACCGAUGUAUUACAUUCCUUAAUCCCCCUUCUUCCCACUGAAUUAGGUGGGACGCUCCGAGUUACUACACAACAGCUGCCGCCUUCUGACAGCUGAUUCCAAUUCCAAUUAUAUAUGGUGUCUGCAAUUCGCCUCAUCACUUCUCUACACAUUUUUGGCUAUUAUAAUACAACUCACCCCAGGGGAUGUAUACUAUUAACCAUGUGUUAGGUAUAAAUAAUUGUUUAUUCAAUUUUAAUACAUCAUAUAUUUGUACUUCUAUAGAA